GGGUUGCAUUUUUCAUAUCUCUGCUUUUCUGCUCGCGGGCGGCGUCUCCACACUCGUGAUGUUGCUGCCGGGGCUCCCAAGCAGGUUUGGAGAAGUGAAAGUCGCCCGGAGUCGGACCUGCCCCAGCUCGUGACUCGGCGGCCCGCGGUCCCGACACAGAUUUCUUCACCCCAGCCCCAUGGCCGCUCUGAGCCAGCUGCUAUUGGCGCUGCUGUGGGUCCCUGUAGGGAGCCUGACCUGCUAUGGAGACUCUGGGCAACCUGUGGACUGGUUCGUAGUCUACAAGCUGCCGGCCCAAAGUGGAUCGGGCGUUGCAGCGCAGAGGGGGCUGCGGUAUAAAUACUUGGACGACCACUCAGGAGGUUGGCGCGAUGGCGUCGGGUCCAUCAACAGCUCGGAAGGGGCAGUGGGGCGCAGCCUGCUGCCUUUGUACCAGAAAAAUGCCAGUCAGCUAGCCUUUCUACUCUACAACGACCAGCCGCCCAAACCCAGCAAAGUUCUGGACUCUUCCAGGCGGGGACACACAAAGGGUGUGCUGCUCCUGGGCCAAAAUGGGGGUUUAUGGAUAGUCCACAGUGUUCCUCGCUUUCCUCCACCUUCUUCCUCUGCUGCAUACAGCUGGCCUCCUAAUGCCCAACUCUAUGGACAGACACUGCUCUGUGUGUCUUUUCCACUCGCCCAGUUCCCGAAGAUUGGCAGACAGCUGACCUAUACCUAUCCGCUGGUAUAUGAACACAAGCUGGAAGGGGACUUCUCUGAGAAGUUCCCUGAGCUGGAGGAGUUGAUCAAGGGCUACCAUGUUCGCCAUGAGCCUUGGAACAGCAGUGUAACGCUCACAUCAAAGGCAGGGGCCAUUUUCCAGAGCUUUGCCAAAUUCGGAAACUUUGGAGAUGACUUGUACUCCGGCUGGUUAGCAGGAGCCCUUGGCAGCAACCUGCAGGUGCAGUUUUGGCCAAACUCUCGUGGCACCCUGCCUUCCAACUGCUCUGGGGUCUAUCAGGUGCUCGAUGUGACCCAGAUAGCCUUCCCUGGGUCAGCUGAGCCAACCUUCAGUGCCACAGAAGACCACUCCAAAUGGUGUGUAGCCCCAGAAGGACCCUGGGCCUGUGUAGGUGACAUGAAUCGGAACCUUGCAGAAGAGCACCGGGGUGGCGGCAUAGUGUGUGCCCAGCUCCCCACCCUUUGGAAGGCCUUCCAGCCUCUGGUGAAGGCCUGGGAGCCCUGUAGGGAGGAAAGCAGGGCCUUCUCUCCAGCAAGCUCAGGAGAAUAGAUAAGAGCUAAACCUUAAUUAUGUGUCUUGACCUGACUAUGGCUCAGACUAAUCAUCUGGGAAAUGGGGAUUGUAGCACCUGACUCUGGAAUGUUGAGGAGUACAAGAAGAUUGAUGAAUGUGGUUAUUAACCCUUUGUCAAGUAAGCACUGAUCUCCAAACAGCACUGCAGCUUCCUCAGGGUCUUGAGGCAACAGAGAUCCAAGGUGAUACUGCAGGGCCUCCCUGGUGUUAAGUCACAGCACUGUAAAGCUACUAUCCACACCCACUGCUUCCCGCUGCUCCUCU
Molecule: messenger RNA, 1558 nt
Organism: Condylura cristata (star-nosed mole)
Lineage: Eukaryota; Metazoa; Chordata; Mammalia; Eulipotyphla; Talpidae
Gene: DNASE2
Product: deoxyribonuclease II, lysosomal
Exons: 6
Coding region: 179-1270 (363 amino acids)
Biological process (GO): apoptotic DNA fragmentation
Molecular function (GO): deoxyribonuclease II activity
Source: RefSeq, a predicted model, not a curated record